CUAUGGAUAUCUGCCCUUUACAAUAUUUUUGAUAAAUAAUCCAAUUUAAUGAAAUAAAUACAAGUGAUUUUUUUAAUAUUUAAAAAGUUUUGAUAAAUUCAUUUUGAAGAAGUACCAACUCUUCAGACUCAAGAGUAUAAGAAGGGCUUUAAAAGUUUGACACCAAUGUCGAAGUGUACAAGACACUCUUAAUAGCACCAGACAUACAGGAUGCCUUUUUCAGAGCGAAAUGGGUGGCACAAAAAUGCGAAAGAAAAAUCACACUAAGAAAAAUGUGCACAACUCUAAGAAGAAUGUUCAAGGGAAGAUCAACAAAGUCACAAGUAGCAACACUAACAACCAGACGACGGAAGUAGCUGUCUAUGAUGCAUUGUUUGCCAAGCAGCAAGUGGCGAGACAUUUCGGGACCUGCGUGGUGUGUCACAAACAGGAUUUUUUCCUGAAGUCUUGCAGCCGGUGCAAGGAGGCGAAGUGCUGCCUCAAAUGUCUUGGCGAUCAUAGAAUCAAAGAUGAACAACGACUUGUCUGUGUUCGUAACGUGCUCUUCGCCAAUGCCAGGGAAUGUAUACCGCUGGAGUUAAAAGAACACUACUUCAACAACGGCUUUGCAGAGAUUAGUUCACACUUGUACAGUGUUCCAAAGCGAGAAGUCUUUCAUCUAAUGGGUCACUCCAGGAGUGUAGUGCUGGUUCAAGUGUUAGAAUUUAAUAUUGUCCCCCUGGAACCACCAGAUCUACUAGCUACAAAUAUUGUCCAGCUCAAGGUACAGGACAAUGACGGCUUGCAGGCGGCAAUACACAUUCACCCAAACGUGUUUGCGAUGCUUUUUUUCGGCCAAGGGUCCUGGUUGAGUGAUUUGGAGACUCAAUUGCCACCGGGAACAUUUAUCUUGUUAACAGGCAUCUUUUGGAACUAUCGCGUCAACGGGGCCUCAAUCGACGUGGCUGACUACGAGCAACAGAUGCAUGUCGUUCCUGAAACAGCUAAAAUUUGUAAAUCAAUCACCUCAAAGGAUUGCGAGGUUCUCAAUCGGGUAAAUUACAGGCUAAGUAGAAGACAGAUGACGUAAAAGACGGAGUCUCAUAUCCAUGAGUCGACAUCACAGCAGCAGUACAAAAUAUUGAACUGUAAGACAGUUACGUAACUUCCUUUCAAUCUCGGUGUUGAAUUUGUUAUUCUUGCAUAACAAAGUAGGUCGACAGAGUAGGUCAAUAAAGUAUGUCAACAAAGUAGAUCAGCAAAGAAGUUCAACGAAGUAGUUCAAGUAGGUCAACAAAAUAGGUCAUGAAAAUAGGUCAGCUCAUACAAGAACUAAAUAACACGAUAAGAAGCUUAGACAAAAACAUGAAAUGUUGACGUGUGUACAGCAUUUAACUCAGAAAUACAUUUAUUGACUUACAAUUUCAAGCUUAUGUGUCCUACAAAGCGUUUUUGUAAUCUCAUAUUUACCAUCAAAUCACUUUAGAGAUGAACUUUUGUUUCUAUAUUGUUGAUUAUAUGAGCACUCUAGAAGCUUGUCUGAUAAGUAAGACAAAAGUUAGUUAGUAUUUAAAUCUGUUAGGGAAUGACUCUAACGAAAGUGGUUCGAUGGUCACAUACUUUUUGUGUUUCAAAACUUUGAUUUCACGCAACAGGAUAUAGUAAAACGUCUCAAAAUCUUUCAAAAUUAAAAAAAAUUGAUUUAAAAUAAGAACAAAAGAAAAAAAAACAGGUUUCUGAUUAAACUGAGAACCAAAUACUGAAAAAUAAAUCUUAUAUCAAAUGCCGAAUGAUGAUAAGAAUUAUAUUUAAAAAUUCUGUAAAGAAAUGCUUAUGUUAUUGCUGUAUGUACGGGUACUAAUGUUACAUUUUGUUUGUGAAUGAGAGAGAGAGAGAGAGAGAUAGAGAGAGAGAGAGAGAGAGAGAGAGAGAGAACACAAAGAGAAAAAAGAUAUUAAAAAAAGGAAGAGAGAUGUAUAAAUCAAAUCUUAUAUAUUACAGACGUUACUUAAAGAAGAUAACUAUGUCCUACGCAUUCCAUGUGUCAAUCUAGUCAUGUAUAUUAAAGUGAUUUAAACUCUGCUAAGUCGUUGGUUUUCCUGGCUGAUUCAGGCAACCCAUUCUAUUCUCUAUAGGCACUAGGAAAGAAGAAGUACUUGUACGAAUUUGUUCUAGUGUGCCUCUAUCCUUGUGUAUUUCUAAGUAUUGUUACGUAUUUCUGAUUUUCUGGCUAAAUGUACUAGGCACACAAAUAAAAGAAACACUGCAAAGAACUUGACGACUCAACUUUCAGCUUUAAAUAACUUUAUUGAAUUAUAACUAUAACAAUUUGUCACUGUAACAUGUAGCGUAUACGUCUUACAUCGACUGUAUCGACUGUAACGGCUCAAGUCCACUCUCUUCUACUGUCUCGCACAGUAGAGAACAGUAUCGACGACUGUACUGACUCCUUUCACAUGAACAUCUCUGGUUUAUAAAGAGUCCCUAAUCGCUUGUCUAUUGUUGCAAAAACACUGCUAGUACCCUCUGGAACAACAUGGGAGGAAACAUCACAUCCUGUUGUUGUUUAUACAUGUCGAUACCAGAGGAUGCCUGCUGCAGUGUCAUCUCGCCGAGGUCACACGUAGUGACCUCUAACUGUCACUGUUCAUUUGUCACAAUGCCCCCCCCUUCGUAAAUCUGUUCGUCCUCUGGAACAACACGUGAGGCACGUCCCAUCCUGUCUUUGUUUACAUGCAUAGAUUCCAGAUAACACUCGGUGCUGUGUCAUCUCGCCGGGGUCACACAUAGUGACCUCUACCUGUCACUGUUCAUUCGUAACACUGCCCCCUUCUUAGAUCUGUUCGUCCCGAACAGAUUCUAUUUCACCACGGUACUGAUGGAGUCGGUCAACGUGGACAACCUUCAGCUUGGACCGUGGACUUUUCUGUAUCCGGUAGACCACGUCGUUUAUUCUUUUUACGACACGGUAUGGACCUUCCCAGUCUCUUUGGAGUUUCGGGGAUCUGCCUUUUCGUCUCUGUGGGUUAUAGAGCCACACUAGAUCAUUCUCAUGGAACCCCGACGUAUUGGCCCGUUUGUCAUACCUCGUUUUCAUCAGGUCACUGUUGGUCUUGAUGUUUCUGCGGGCCAAUACAUGAGCAUUCUCCAAUCGUCUUCGGAGAUUGGUGACAUAUUCAGUUGAAGACACUGGCGUAUCUCUCGGAAUCCCAAAUAACAGGUCACAUGGUAGACGAAGCUCACGACCAAAUAACAUCUUCGCUGGGGUAUAUCCUGUGGUGCUAUGAACGGAUCCUCUGUAUGACAUGAGGAACAUGGGGAUAUGGGUGUCCCAGUGGUCUUGUCGGUCAUCAGUAACCUUAGACAGAUGUUGUUCUAGGGUUCUGUUGAAUCGCUCCACCAUUCCAUCAGAUUGCGGAUGGAGAGCUGUCGUGUGAGUCUUUUCGAUGCCAAGUGUCUUGCACAUCUCCUGGAAAACUUUGGACUCGAAGUUCCUGCCCUGGUCAGAGUGCAACUCAUUAGGUACACCAAAGCGACUGAUCCAGUUAUCCACGAGUGUUUCGGCCACUGUGAUAGCUUCUUGAUUUGGUAUGGCAUAAGCUUCUGGCCAUUUGCUGAAAUAGUCCAUGACUACCAAGAUGUAUUUGUUUCCUUUCUCGGUUUCAGGAAAUGGGCCUGCUACAUCUAUUGCGAUCCUUUCGAAUGGAACACCAACAUUAUACUGUUGCAAAAGACCCCUAGUUUUGCGUCGAGGGCCUUUUGCUGCCGCACAUAUGUCGCACCUUCGACACCAUUCCUCUACAUCCUCUCUAUAUCUGAACCAGUAGAACCGCUGACGAACUUUUUCCAGAGUCUUAUUGACACCAAGAUGAGAUCCGCUAGCGCCAUUAUGCAUCUCUUUCAGUACUUCAGCAACUCUCACCUUCGGUAACAUCAGCUGAAGGCGAUUGGAUGUUCCAUCAGCAGAUUCCCAAACUCUUUUGAUGACACCAUUGACCAACGUCAGCGAGUCCCACUGAGCCCAGUACGCCUUGGUGGCUACCCCCUUCUCAGAGAUGUCUUUCCAAUCUGGCCGUUGUCCAUCUUCUUUCCAUAGAAGAAUGGGAGCCAGAUCUUCAUCUUGCAUUUGGUCCUCUCGAAUCCUUUUAUCACACCAGGGUCCGGAAACAUCUACUCCGAGCCGAAGACAAUUGACAGCUACCUCCUUUUCCUCAGCCUUCUUGCAGUGCUUACAUUCUGCUUUGCAGGGUCGUCGAGACAGUGCAUCAGCAUUCUGGUGAACUUGCCCUUUUCGGUGCUUAGUUUCAAAUUCAUAGGUUUGAAGACGUUCGAUCCACCUUGCCACCUGACCUUCAGGGCUCUUAAAUGAAAGCAACCAUUGCAGAGCUGCGUGAUCUGACCUUAAGAUAAAUUUCUGCCCGUAUAGGUACUUGUGGAAAUGUUUUAUUGCAUCCACAGCAGCCAGCAAUUCACGUCUCGUCACACAGUAGUUCCUUUCAGCUCUCGAUAGGCUUCGACUGAAGUAUGCGAUGACUCGUUCAGUUUCAUCCACCUUUUGGGACAAGACUGCGCCUAUUCCAGUGUUGCUUGCAUCUGUGUCGAGUAUGAAUGUCUUCCCUGGAAUGGGGUAGGCCAAUACUGGUGAUGAGGAUAGUGUGUUUUUCAGCCUCUCGAAAGCUUCUUGACAUUCAGAUGUCCAAAUAAAUGGCCUCUUUUGCUCUGUCAGUUGAUGAAGGACCUUACAGAUGUUUGAGAAAUUUGGCACAAAACGUCGGUAGUAUGUACAGAGUCCCAAGAAACUUCUCAGCUCAUGGAUAUUACUUGGCGUAGGCCAUCGUUUCACUGCCUCAACUUUGUCAGGGUCAGUGCUGACUCCGUCAUUUGACACAAUGUGACCAAGGUACUUAACGUUUUUCCUGAAUAAGGAACACUUCUUUGGGCUGAGUCUCAUUCCCGCACUUCUUAUCCGUUGAAAUACUUCCUUCAGAUUUGCAAGGUGAUCUUCAAACGUUUUGCCAAUGACAAUAAUGUCAUCAAGGUAAACAAGGCAUGUAGUCCAAUGAAGUCCUCGUAAAACCCUCUCCAUCAAUCGUUCAAAGGUGGCUGGUGCGUUGCAGAGACCGAAUGGCAUCACAGUAAAUUGCCAGAGGCCAUUGCCAGCAGAGAAGGCGGUUUUCUCUCUAUCAUUGGGAUGCAUUUCAACUUGCCAAUACCCACUCUUUAGGUCGAGAGUAGAAAAUACCUGGGACCCUGCAAGCGUGUCCAAAGUAUCGUCGAUUCUAGGAAGUGGAUAACUAUCUUUAUGUGUGACUUCAUUCAGAGCUCUGUAAUCUACACAAAAUCGCAUAGAUCCAUCCUUCUUCUUUACUAAGACAAUAGGCGAACACCAAGGACUAUUUGAGGGCUCAAUGAUUCCUUGCUGCGUCAUGCCCUCUAUCAUGUCCAUAGCUUCUUGUUGCUUUGCUAGCGGCAAGCGACGUGGUGGCUGUCGAAUCGGUCUGGUGUUUCCAGUGUCUAUUCGAUGUUGUACCAUGUUUGUCCGUCCGCAGUCUGUUUCAUCAGAUGGCAGAAUAUCUUCAAACUCAAUGAUCAACUGUUCCGCUUUGCUGUACUGCUCAUCUGAUAAAUUCACUUUCAUUUCUGUCAGGAGCUUGGUAAUUUAUGGAUUGAAAGGUUUGGUGGAAUUAACGAUCGUGAUAUCAUUAUUACAGUUUCUGAUCAGGUCAAGAGUAUUACAUAUUGCGAUGGGUCUGUCUUUCUCUAGAUGUCUCUCCUGUAGGCCGAGGUUCAUGAUUCUGACAGGCACCUUUUGAUCUUUUCCGACAAGGACCAAUGUUUUUCCUACUGCCAUUCCGCUGUUGUCAUUUUCAAUGCCUUCCACUAUCGCCGUCAUCGUUGCAGUUUGACCAUGCUCUAACUUUCCCCAGAUAAUAGCUUCAGACUGAGCUGGCAAACUUGUAUCUUCUGUUAAAAGGAUUCUUUUUAUUUGACCAUUCUCUUCAUCUUCAUCCCCGAGCAAGGGAAUCUCAACAUCACCACAUUUCAAAGUACCACCUCCGAUGUUCAGAGAGAAUUCACAUUUCUGCAUAAAAUCGAGCCCAAUAAUACAGUCAUCUGUAAUGUUAGCGAUCAGAAAUUCAUGUAUAAAUGACUGAUGCCCGAGCUCAAAGUUUAUAUUUGUCAGUCCAUGUAUAGGCAUCAUCUCUCCACUGGCCGUCUUCAAGGAGUAAGAGUUCACUCUCUUGAUUUCGUUCUUUUUGACAAUGUCUGGACGAAUGACUGAACGUGAGGCACCAGUAUCUAGAAGAAAACGGUAAUUUCGAGAUCCAAUUCUACCAUUGAUGUACAGACUUUUAUUCUUCCCUAACACAGCGACUGGAAUUAUAGUUGCAGGGGCUGUCAUGUUCUUGAUCGCCGAUUUUUGCCCCAUAAAACCGGCGAAAGUUAGUUUCCCUGGUAGACAUGAGCACCUGACCUUGCAUCUGUCUCCGGUCUGUGCUGAUACUCUGUUUGUCGGGGAAAUCUUCUCGUGCAGUUCCUUUGUAGAUGGCCAGGUUCUCCACAAUUCCAACAACGUACACUGGUUCUAUUCUGUCCUUCUUGCUUCUUAUUUGGUCUGCGUUCUUCUAGCACUUCAGUUACCCUUCUGAGAAGUUGUGUAAGAUCUUCUUCUUGGACUUCCAGCAUACGCCCAUGAUGGAUAUUCUUAGAGGCGUCUUUGGCGGCUUCAUAGGAGAGGGCGUAGACCAGAGCUUCGCUGGAUUUGCGCUUACCACUGAUUCUUAUUGCCUUCUUCAGUUCUGGAUCUCGAAUAGCAUCAAUGAAUGCAUCAGUGAUAAUGACGUCCAGAAAGUCUUGUGCUGCUGUUGGAUAUGCCAAAUGAGCAAGACGUUCUAUGUCCGCCUCUAGCUCUUGCAAGGUUUCACCGGAGCGUUGUUGUCGGGUUUUCAACUGAACUCUAUAAACUUCUUGUAAAUGUUCGUCUCCGUAACGGAGCUCCAUAGCCUUAACAAUGGCAGCGUAAUCUUGUUGAUUUGUUAUUGACUGAAGCAGUUCUGCUGCCUUCCCUCUUAAAGCUAACACCAGAGCAGUCGCUUUCACUUCUUCAGUGUUCCAGUUAUUAACCUUGGCCGCUGCCUCAAACUGUCUUUUGUAAACAGUCCAUGAGAUGGAUCCAUCAAACACAGGCGGCUUUAUCUUCCCAGAGAUUUCGGGCACUAAUGUUUUUGUUCUAGUACCCUGUUCCUUACUCAGUUGUUCUUGGACAUGAGUCCUUAUCUCUUCCAUUUCUUUUUCCACAGUGUUGACUCUCUGGUCAAUCUUCUCGUUCAUAGAGCUCAUCUGUUCAUUUACUUUUUCAUUCAUGGCGUUUAUUUUCUUGAGGCUCUCCUUCAUUAAGUCCAUCUGGCCCUGCAUGUUACUCAGGAUCUCUGUCAUAUCUGGGUUUAAUUCAAAUAUGUAUUCAUCUGGAUCUUGAUCUUCCUCAAUAAGGGCCUGUCUUAGGCGUUCUGUUAGUGUUUCUUUGUUACCAUUGAGCUGCAGACCUCUCUCACGAAGUUCUUGCCUUAAUUCUUUGACCAACAGCUGGUUAAGUAGUUUCCUCGAAGACAUUUCAGCCAGAAAACAUCCCACUUCUGACACCAAUUGUUACGUAUUUCUGAUUUUCUGGCUAAAUGUACUAGGCACACAAAUAAAAGAAACACUGCAAAGAACUUGACGACUCAACUUUCAGCUUUAAAUAACUUUAUUGAAUUAUAACUAUAACAAUUUGUCACUGUAACAUGUAGCGUAUACGUCUUACAUCGACUGUAUCGACUGUAACGGCUCAAGUCCACUCUCUUCUACUGUCUCGCACAGUAGAGAACAGUAUCGACGACUGUACUGACUCCUUUCACAUGAACAUCUCUGGUUUAUAAAGAGUCCCUAAUCGCUUGUCUAUUGUUGCAAAAACACUGCUAGUACCCUCUGGAACAACAUGGGAGGAAACAUCACAUCCUGUUGUUGUUUAUACAUGUCGAUACCAGAGGAUGCCUGCUGCAGUGUCAUCUCGCCGAGGUCACACGUAGUGACCUCUAACUGUCACUGUUCAUUUGUCACAAUGCCCCCCCUUCGUAAAUCUGUUCGUCCUCUGGAACAACACGUGAGGCACGUCCCAUUCUGUCUUUGUUUACAUGCAUAGAUUCCAGAUAACACUCGGUGCUGUGUCAUCUCGCCGGGGUCACACAUAGUGACCUCUACCUGUCACUGUUCAUUCGUAACAGUAUUUUAUAAGGUUUCGUUUUUUCUAUUUGUAAGCUAUGAUCUAGUGUUUUAUGUAUUCUAGCUACUUGACUUUUUAUUCAACACACAUCGAGCUAUUCAUGUAUAAAUAUAAUGUUUUUGUACAAAUGCAAUAAAACUGAAUUGGUCUUUUAA
Molecule: messenger RNA, 8394 nt
Organism: Biomphalaria glabrata
Lineage: Eukaryota; Metazoa; Mollusca; Gastropoda; Planorbidae
Exons: 5
Coding region: 230-1069 (279 amino acids)
Source: RefSeq, a predicted model, not a curated record